GUCUCAGUCUGGCACAGGCAAGACAGCCACCUUCAGUAUCUCGGUCCUCCAGUGUUUGGACAUUCAGGUUCGAGAAACCCAAGCUUUGAUCUUGGCUCCAACAAGAGAGUUAGCUGUACAGAUUCAAAAGGGCCUGCUCGCUCUGGGGGACUACAUGAAUGUGCAGUGCCAUGCCUGCAUCGGGGGCACCAACGUCGGGGAGGACAUAAGGAAGCUGGACUAUGGGCAGCACGUUGUCGCAGGCACGCCAGGGCGCGUCUUUGACAUGAUUCGACGCAGAAGUUUAAGGACACGGGCUAUCAAGAUGUUGGUUUUGGAUGAGGCUGACGAAAUGUUGAAUAAAGGUUUCAAAGAGCAGAUUUACGACGUGUACAGGUACCUGCCUCCAGCCACACAGGUAGUCCUCAUCAGUGCCACGCUGCCUCAUGAGAUCCUGGAGAUGACCAACAAGUUCAUGACAGACCCCAUCCGCAUCCUGGUGAAGCGUGAUGAAUUGACCCUGGAAGGCAUCAAGCAGUUUUUUGUGGCAGUGGAACGAGAGGAGUGGAAAUUUGAUACCCUGUGUGACCUCUAUGACACGCUGACCAUCACUCAGGCAGUCAUCUUCUGCAACACCAAAAGGAAGGUUGACUGGCUGACAGAGAAAAUGCGAGAAGCCAAUUUCACCGUGUCCUCAAUGCAUGGAGACAUGCCCCAGAAGGAGCGUGAGUCCAUCAUGAAGGAGUUCCGGUCUGGUGCCAGCCGAGUGCUCAUUUCCACAGAUGUCUGGGCCCGGGGGCUGGAUGUCCCUCAGGUGUCCCUCAUCAUCAACUACGACCUGCCGAACAACAGAGAGCUGUACAUACACAGAAUCGGGAGGUCAGGUCGGUAUGGCCGCAAGGGUGUGGCCAUUAACUUUGUAAAAAAUGACGACAUCCGCAUCCUCAGAGACAUCGAGCAGUACUACUCUACUCAGAUCGAUGAGAUGCCCAUGAAUGUUGCUGAUCUGAUCUGAUCUGAAGACUGUGCUCCCUGCUUUGUACUCCAUGUGGAAGUAUUUGGAGGCAGUGUCUCUUCUCAGCACCCCCAGGAAAAGCCCUGGGUUCUGCCAUGUUUUCUUACCCAUAUGUAAAUAAUAAUGCAUUUCUCUAAGUCUUUUUCAUUAAACGUUAAAGU
This is a messenger RNA of Castor canadensis (American beaver), 1155 nucleotides long. Lineage: Eukaryota; Metazoa; Chordata; Mammalia; Rodentia; Castoridae. The record is from RefSeq and is a predicted model, not a curated record.